UAUGAGCUUAAAAGAAAUAACUAGAGAAGAAAACAAGAUGGAAAUCAUAAAAGAAUCCCCAGAUAUAUCCUUGAUAGGGAAAAAAUACCAAUACAAAGAAGGAAUGAAAAGUAAAGCAGCAACACAAACUCAAGAUGUGGAGAUAGAUAGCGUACAACAGCAAAUACAAGGAUUAGAGAUAACAGCCAAACAGCAAAUGCAAGUU
Molecule: messenger RNA, 205 nt
Organism: Ambispora leptoticha
Lineage: Eukaryota; Fungi; Glomeromycota; Glomeromycetes; Archaeosporales; Ambisporaceae
Source: the annotation of a GenBank genome assembly